ACUGAACAUCUGCCAACUUCAAUCGGCAUCAGUUGUCAAACAUUGGCGCUCUAAAAUUUUAUCUGAAUCGUAAAAUGUUUUGAAUUUAUUCGAAAAAUAAAAUUAAUUCUUUAAAUAUGAACGAUGCAAUAAGAUUUCGAGAAUAUCAACGUGGUAAUUCUAAUUUACGCAAUUAUGAUGUUGCCUUGCGACGUCUUCGUGUUCACGAAAGUGAUCAAUGGAAGGGUAUUGCACCACCACCGAUAGCUUAUGACUUCAAUCCUGAGCCACCCAUUUUUUCGUCGAAAUUCGCCAAUUUUGGACAAAAUAAACACAUUCUGGCCAUUUCUAAUGAGGAAGGCAUGAUUGCGUUGCAAGACACUAAUUUGAAGAAAAGUGCUCCGGAGAGUGAAAAAAUGCUAAUUGGACAACAGUGUCACAACAAUGCCAUCUUUGAUUUGGAAUGGAUGCCGGGCGAUAUGAAAUUUGUAUCAGCAUCAGGUGAUCAUUCAGCCAAACUAUGGGACGUGCGUGAUUCAAACUUCGUUGAAUCUCGUGUUUUUAAAGGACAUAGCCGCUCAGUGAAAACGGCUGCAUUUCGUAAAACCGAUUCGGCUGUUUUUGCGACGGGAGGUAGGGAUGGUGCAAUAUACAUUUGGGACACACGAACAGUUUCGCAUGUUCAUACGAUGCGAGCGGAUAAUUGUAUCUUAAGCGGGCAUGCGGCUGGUCCAGGAACACCACAGUCACACAAGAAACGGACAUCAACAAGAGUUACGCCGAAACUACAGCCAACUAUAUCUACAAAUAGCAUCACCGGUCUAAUAUUUCAGGAUGAUGAUUCGCUUGUGUCGUGCGGGGCUGGCGAUGGAAUAAUCAAAGUGUGGGAUCUUCGACGCCACUAUGGCAGCUUCAAAAAAGAGCCUCUACCGAAAUUUAGCAUUCCAUAUCCUGGUACAUCAACAUCGAAAGGCUAUUCAAACCUCCUGAUUGACAGUUCCGGUCUCAGACUGUACGUCAAUUGUUUAGACAAUAACAUUUACUGCUACAACUUGGCCACAUACUCACCGAAGCCAAUAAUGCAAUAUGUAGGCUUAGUCAACAAAUCAUUUUAUAUUAAAUCGUGUUUAAGCCCAGACGGACAAUAUCUACUUAGUGGAAGUAGCGAAGAGAAAGCGUACAUAUGGAAUGUGAACAAUUCACAGCCGUUGGCGACACUGUGCGGCCAUCGUGCCGAAGUAACAUGCGUGGCAUGGAGUCAAACGAAAGACUUACGAGUUGUGACUUGCAGUGACGAUGCAAGGCAUAAAGUGUGGCGAGUCGGUCCGGAAUUUAUCGACAAUGAUCAAAGCGAACUGUAUCCAUGCUAUACGGAAACUGUUAACGAGUACAUGGCAAAUAAAACCAAAGUUCGGCUUAAGGGAUUGUUGAACACACCGCGGUCGUUGAAAAGACUCGUUGAACGAAAUGAAACCACACCCAGUACGACAGAAUGUUUCGGUACUAAACGAAGUUUUCAUGAUAUGGCCUACGAUUUGCACUGUUACGAAGGCAACGAACCCAAGCGGCAACACAUUGAAACAAGAGGUCGAAGACUUUUCAGUCCACCAUCUACUUCUACUGGUUACUUAGGUCGUGUCAGUGAAUUUGGAUGUUCAGCGAAUUUGGCUUCGAUUUUGGAAGAGACUGAACUACAAUCGGAACAGGUAUCGAGUUUACGGUCUCCCAGCAAGUACGAAAAUUCCCCAACGAAACAGCAAAAUCACAAAAUACUGUUGUCUCCGCUGAGCGAACGGCUCAAUCGAAACUUCAUGUCACCGGAAAUGCCAGGUUCGUCGUCAUCGAUGGAUCCCGCUAUAUUUUCGCCCACGCACAAUUUGCCAAACUAUGUCGUCAGUGGUGAGGCUCCACAUUUGAUAGCACAAUCACCAAAGCGAAAACUGAAAGAAAACGUGAAAAGUGAUUGGUUGACAACGAUGCGGAAGCAGAAACUGAUGAAUUCAACAUCGCUGAACCGACAAAUGACCGCCAAGCUGACUGAUCCGGCCGCACACAAUUCCGAUCUUCUUCCGGAUGAGAGUUUAAUGUCACCCCGAUCGGUGAAGUCAUCGGAUCAUAGUCCUCGUGUCUAUCCUGUACCCAAACGACGAACGUCACGGAGUGGAUCGAACGAUUCCCUAGCGCCACGAACACCUACAAGUCGACGACAGUCGAUCUUAAAUUUUUUUUCUGUUAUGCAAAGUCCUAAUCAAAGCACAUCUCGAAUUAAAAGUUAGUGUUACACGAUGUAUAAUGU
Bradysia coprophila is the source of this 2275-nucleotide messenger RNA. RefSeq names its product WD40 domain-containing protein denticleless (gene l(2)dtl). The record is from RefSeq and is a predicted model, not a curated record. Gene Ontology annotation, cellular component: nucleus. Gene Ontology annotation, molecular function: protein binding; protein-macromolecule adaptor activity. Lineage: Eukaryota; Metazoa; Arthropoda; Insecta; Diptera; Sciaridae. Gene Ontology annotation, biological process: proteasome-mediated ubiquitin-dependent protein catabolic process; mitotic G2 DNA damage checkpoint signaling.